This is a messenger RNA of Lolium perenne, 2110 nucleotides long. Lineage: Eukaryota; Viridiplantae; Streptophyta; Magnoliopsida; Poales; Poaceae. The record is from RefSeq and is a predicted model, not a curated record.
AUGUUAACCGGCGGCGGCGGAUCGAGGAACUUCCUCGGCGGCGGCGGAUCGAGGAACUUCAUCGGCGGCGGCAGAUGGACGAACUUCCUCGGCGGCGCCCACUGGACAAGCAUCCCUACCACGACAUUACAAUGGCAGGGCACGUCGUGCCAUCAUCCCUACCAUCCACCUUCCAAUCUGCAUCUAACAGCUCACAGCAAGCAAAGGCAAAAGGAGAAGGACACGCACAGACUUUUCACCAACGCGGGCACGACCAGAGGCAUUCGCGGGCGGUCGCGACAGUUCCCGCGCGGCGCUGUUGAGCGGAGACGAGCUCGCGCACUGCAGCCGCCAGCGCCGCCGCCGAGCGUCGCCCCACCCCGCGCCGCCGCACAGCCAAGCCCCGAACCCUCCCGCGCCGCCGGCGAGCGCCGCCCCGCCCAGCGCCGCCGCACCAGCAAGCCUCGACCCGUCCCGCGCCGCCGCACCACCGGAGCCGCCGAGCGCCGACCCACCCCAGCGCCGUCGUGGCUUCCGAGCGCCGUCGCAGCUGCCGAGCGCCGCCGCCCCUGCCAGGCGCUGUCACCGCGCGCCGUCGGCCUUGCCUGGCCCUGCGUCCUUCGCCGACCACACCGAGCAGUACCUGACUUGGGUGAAGAUCAGUGUGAGGUGCAAUGGCAGGAAUUGAGAAGUGGGUACCUAGAGCUGAAUGUCGUCAAACAUUUAUCUCCUGUGAAGGGCGAAGAUAAAGUUGAAGGUGAAGAUGAUGAACCACAUAUCCUCUCAGAUUUUAGUGCUUGUAUGUUUGGCUUUGAGGACAAGACAACGUUUCAAGAAGCAUUUGAUGAUAUGAGAUGCAAAGUGCAUAAACAAACUUGGUUAGAUAGUAUCUACAAGUUGAGAGAAAAAUGGGCCGAAUGCUACAUGAGAGAUGUAUUCAGUUUGGGAGUAAGAAGUACACAACUAAGUGAGAGCUUCAACAAUGCACUGAAGAUCCAUUUGAAAUCAGAUUUUCAUAUUGUUCGGUUUUUGAAGCACUUUGAGAGAGCGGUGGAAGUGAAAAGAAGUAAGGAACUUCAAUCUGAGUUUGAGGCAAGGAAGAACAUACCAAGAGUCAAAAUAAACACACUUAUGUUGGUGGAAGCAAGCAAAGUAUACACUCGAGUUAUUUUUGAAGCUUUUCAAGGUGAAUAUGAAAGAUCAAUGGGUGCCUGCUCCAAAGCAUUGGAUGGAAAUAACAUAUAUGUUGUUUCUAUUGGGAGGUUGGAUGGAACUUUUGAGGAGGAGCGCAUAGUGACCGGUGAUCCUUUGACCCAAACAGUUUCAUGUACUUGUGGAAUCUUCAACCGGGUAGGAAUAAUGUGUGCACAUGGUCUGAAAGUUCUUGACUUGAUGAAUAUAAAGAUAUUGCCAGCCCACUAUGUGUUGAAGAGAUGGACUAGAGAUGCACAAAAAGGAAUUAUAUUGGACAGACAAGGAAGAAACGUGGUAGCUGAUCCACAACUAGAAGUUUCGCUUCGAGUGAAGAAUCUGUCUUAUAAAUUUCUCACAUUGGCCAAAAAAAUAGCCAACUCUGAGGAGUGUUGUUUGAUGUUAGAAGAUGCGAUUGAAUCCAUUGGUCCAAAGUUGGAGGAUAAACUGAAUGCAUCUGCUAGUGCUACGAAUGAACCAAGCAAGGAAACAAGCAAGGAACAAGAAAAUAUUGAUCCAAAUGUGCAACAAACAGCCAACUUUCUAAAUGCCGCACAAUUGAAGAAAAAAGAGGUACAAUCCAAAAAUAUUAAGAGGACCAGAACUUUUAUGGAGAAAUUGCGCAAGGGAAAGCGCAAGCCAACUAAAUUUGCCCCAUCAACGACAAAAGGAGCAAAGCAACCAAAGAAGGAUGAUGUUGUACAACCUCAAGUCGAAGUGCAAAAUGAUGGCAACAAGAAAGAAGCACAUGUACUGCAUGAAGAAUAUAAUGUCAUUGGCAGUUUUACUCAGCUCUUGAGUGCUCCUACUUGUGAUGAUGAUAGUCUCUAUGAUGAAAAUAUAUUCUAGUUUCUAGAAAUCGGUUAUAUAGGAUUUUGGUGUUAACUUUUGUAUUUUGGAGGCUAACUAUAGUCUUUAUAGGCCAAAGUGUACAAGUGAA